UCAAAAUUUCAUAUAUGCCCCCCAAAAUCUGAAAAAUCAAAUAAAAACAAGGCUGCAUUGGCUGUCAGGCUGUCAGCUGACAAACAAGAGCAGACGAGUCCUCCGCUUUCUCUCUCUAGAAAAAAAAAAAAAAACAAAAACAAAAACCAUUAAACAAAGCAACCGUUCUACUCACUUUCUCUCUCUAGAAAUUCCAUUUCUUCAACCCCCGGACUUUCCUUCAUUCUUUUGUGCCUGAAAAUAUAUUUUUCUUCAAUUUUGUUUCUUCCCUCACAAGUUUUUUCCUUUAUUCUCUGCCCGUCGUCUCAGAUCUCUCAGACAAGCUCUGAGACUGGUCCUUUGGGUGCUCGAAUCUCUCCCUCUUUCUCUCCGCCAUGGCUGGCCGCUACGACAGUAACCCAUUUGCCGAAGAAGACGAAGUCAAUCCCUUCUCGAAUCCUGGAAGCGUUGCUCCUGCCAAAAACUCAAGACUUUCACCUCUUCCUCCUGAACGUGCUGGUUUCAACUACGGCCUUGGUGACACUGUUGAUAUACCUAUUGACGGAAAUGCAGAUUUGAAAAAGAGGGAGAGGGAACUCCAAGCUAAAGAAGCUGAAUUGAGAAAGCGGGAGGAGAUUGUAAAACGGAAAGAAGCUGCCGCCGCACGUGCUGGAAUUGUUCUGGAGGAUAAAAAUUGGCCACCUUUCUUCCCAAUUAUCCAUCAUGAUAUUGCAAAUGAAAUACCAAUUCAUUUACAGAGGCUGCAGUAUGUUGCAUUCACAACAUGGUUAGGAAUUAUUCUUUGCCUUUUCUGGAAUAUAAUAGCCGUUACUACAGCAUGGAUUAAGGGGGAUGGGGUAAAAAUUUGGUUCCUUGCUAUUAUCUACUUCAUAGCAGGGGCUCCUGGAUCCUAUGUCCUGUGGUACCGUCCACUGUACCGAACUUUCAGGUCUGAGAGUGCUUUGAAGUAUGGAUGGUUUUUCAUGUUUUAUAUGCUCCACAUUGGCUUCUGCAUCUUUGCUGCGGUGGCUCCUCCGAUAUUCUUCAAUGGGAAAUCUCUCACUGGCAUUCUGGCUGCAAUUGAUGUUUUGAGCGACCAUGCUUUGGUUGGGAUCUUUUACUUCAUCGGAUUUGGAAUGUUCUGUCUAGAAGCAGUGCUUAGCGUCUGGGUUAUUCAGCAAGUAUACAUGUACUUCCGAGGAAGCGGUAAAGCUGCUGAAAUGAGGCGCGAAGGAGCAAGAGGAGUCGUGAGGGCAGCACUCUGAAGCUAAAAUCUUGUACGGAGAAGAAAAGAUGGCGGACUUCUGUAUGUGAUAUAGGUUGUAAAUGGCCCUUUAGUUGCAGGAUUUGCAGGUACAGAUGGUUUCGCUUGAGCCUUAAUUUUUUUGUUUGUUCCGAAUUACGCCUGUUUCAUAGAUGACUUUGAGGUGCUACCUCCGUUUCUGAAAACUGUUAAUUCCAUCAUAUUUUUUUGCUAGAAACAUCACUGGCUUGCUAGAAACAUCUUGUUUUCUUCAUGUUUUCUGUUUCUGAAAACUGUUAAUUCCAUCAUAUUUUUUUGCCCAA
Malus domestica (apple) is the source of this 1545-nucleotide messenger RNA. RefSeq names its product secretory carrier-associated membrane protein 3. Gene Ontology annotation, biological process: protein transport. The record is from RefSeq and is a predicted model, not a curated record. Gene Ontology annotation, cellular component: trans-Golgi network membrane; recycling endosome membrane. NCBI's taxonomy places the organism in Eukaryota, Viridiplantae, Streptophyta, Magnoliopsida, Rosales, Rosaceae.